This is a messenger RNA of Laetiporus sulphureus 93-53, 743 nucleotides long. RefSeq lists its product as uncharacterized. The record is from RefSeq and is a predicted model, not a curated record. The coding region runs from base 24 to 698 and encodes 224 amino acids. The transcript is spliced from 2 exons. NCBI's taxonomy places the organism in Eukaryota, Fungi, Basidiomycota, Agaricomycetes, Polyporales, Laetiporaceae.
CUCCUUCAUGCGGGGUCAGAUCCAUGUCACAACAUAAUAAUCUUUCUUUCUUACAUAAUAUCGCGGCUGAGUUGCUCACACGUACAGAGAAAAGAUUGGACACGAGGAGAAUAAUCAGUGCAGUUCUUGCUGCUCACGACGCAGAUAUCGAGUCUGGGCUAUGUCUUCCAGACAUAUUUAUGCAGGGAGGGGGAUUCUAUGGUCUAUGCAUUGGUUCAUUCGGCGUGAUUGGCGCGCCCGGAGAACUGGCCGCGUACACGGCGGGGCACGUCUGUCAGUCGCACAGAUAUCAUCGCAAGCCAUGCUUCAGCUUCACGUUUCACGAGCGACAUGAGUUAGACAGUCCGCUUCGGUCAUCGCAAGCGUCAGCAUGGCACGCUGAUCAUUUGAAUGACGAGAGCGCUGCAAGAGUAAGAGGGUCCAUGGCCGAGGAGGGGCAUGGUAUGUCGCCGCGCGAGAACAAGCUCUCAAUCAGAAGAGAAGCACGUCCUGCUGCUGGCCCGAUGUCCUUGCCGGCGCUGCUAUCACGUCAACGUGCCACAUCUGCUGGGAUGUGGAUGUGGAUUGCGCUUCGUACCUCUUUCCAUAGCUCGAGGAAUAUCCAUUUGCGUGGGCAACUUUGCAAGCGUCAAACCCACCAUCACGGUUUGGCAUUGCCAAUUCAGAUAAAUACUCGUCACCCAGAUUGCUCCGUCUGAGGGCCGAUUGCUUCUGUUCUCAUGAUCAUGAGAAUAUAUUUGUGG